This is a messenger RNA of Gallus gallus (chicken), 1778 nucleotides long. RefSeq names its product leukocyte ribonuclease A-2 (gene RSFR). Bases 102 to 521 code for a protein of 139 amino acids. The transcript is spliced from 2 exons. Gene Ontology annotation, molecular function: nucleic acid binding. NCBI's taxonomy places the organism in Eukaryota, Metazoa, Chordata, Aves, Galliformes, Phasianidae. The record is from RefSeq and is marked validated.
AUCAGAGGAAGAGAACGGUUGAGGCAGGACGACCCUCAGGAGAGACAGGAAAAGAUCCUCGCAAAUACCCAAAGAGAGGAAAUUUUCCUUCCUAGACAGCCAUGGCCAUGAGCUCCCUGUGGUGGACUGCUAUCCUGCUCCUAGCCCUGACAGUGUCUAUGUGCUAUGGUGUUCCAACCUACCAAGAUUUUUUGUACAAGCAUAUGGACUUCCCGAAGACAUCGUUCCCAAGCAAUGCAGCUUAUUGCAAUGUCAUGAUGGUGCGGCGUGGCAUGACUGCCCAUGGAAGAUGCAAAUCCUUCAACACCUUUGUGCAUACAGAUCCCAGAAAUCUGAACACUCUCUGCAUAAACCAGCCCGAUCAGGCCCUUCGUACAACGCGGCGGCACUUUCGUAUCACAGACUGUAAGCUGAUCAGGAGCCAUCCAACCUGCAGAUACAGCGGCAAUCAAUUCAACCGCCGGGUCCGAGUGGGGUGUCGGGGAGGGCUUCCUGUGCAUCUGGAUGGCACCUCUCCAUGACACUUCCCCCUUGGAACAUCCCUUAUCCUUUUUGGAGUCCCUGACCAAUCCUGAAGCUGUCCUCACUCUGUCAACUGCUUUUGGGCUUGGAGAAGAAGGUAUCAAAACCUCUGGCAUCCUGUAUGCUGCUGCUUAACCUUGGCCCAUACCACUCUCUUUGUAGCUUUUACUUGCAUAGAACAAAACAAAAAUAAUAAAAAAAGAUUUCUUCAUCAAUAAUAUUUGCAAAGAAAUUCUUAUUGGAAUAACCAUUAGAAAGUACCUUAAAGUGUCCAUGCAACAUAUAAAUAGCAUACAAAACAGCUGGGCCUGGUCUCUGAAAUUUCCAGUCUGCCCAGAAACUCUUAAUGUAACUGUAUGUGUAUGAGAUUUGAAAGGUCAUGGCCUGAACCAAUGUUUGAGCACCAGGUGAGACAGCAUGGCUAACCCAGUGAUCUCUGGUGCAAGCAAAGCACCUGAGUGGAACGGAUAGAUGCAGUGUCCACCCCCCCUCACCCUCAUUUAAGGGUUGGCUGCCCAGGUAGCAGUAUCUCUUUUUGGAGAUUGUGCCCUUCUCAAGACUUCACCUGUCUUUGGAAAGGGUGAGCCACUUUUUCCUGAGUCACUUUCUAAACUUUAUCCUGAUGAAUGCCUUUACAAGUGUGUUUCUAUCCUAACAAGAUCCUAAUAUCCUAAUAAUCACCUUCUAUUUCUGCACAGUAUGUGUAGGAUAAAAAAAAACAUAGUGCUUCAGGAAUGAUCAGUCUUAUCAAUAGAGACUGAGGCAAAAGAGACGACAUUAAGUACCUCAGCUAUUUCCUUGUAUCUCAUCAGCUGGUUUCUCUUCACAGCCAGGGAAGAAUGCGGAACACCACAAGCCACUGAUGUCCAAAAUUUAUAUUGCCUGGCCCACGUUCAGUGAGACAAAUGUUCUUGGGCCUUAUAUGAAAUGUGUUAUUUCCUUCAAAAGCUGUGCCUCAUUUUUUUUCCCAUGAGAGCUUGUCAUGUACAUAAUGCCAAAAACAGAUGGCGUGAAUAAUGUGUGAUCAUUAAACGAGAGAUAUUUUUCUUUUUUUUAUGACUGGUCUUAUGAAAGUCUGGUGAAAAUACAUGAUCAAAUUGAUGAUUUGAGAUCUGAUUGCAACUGUAAACAUUCCAUUUGAAAAUUUGCAGACAAUGUAAUUAAGUUGACUGAAAAUGAUGUAUCAAGCGUUCCAAAAAAUGGACUUUUUCAGCAAUCAGGAAACCAAUUCUCAAAUUCCUGUUUCAGAACAGAAA